CGCCGUUGCAAAGACUGAACCUCCGCCACCCACAACAACAACAACAAAGGAAGAAGAUUGACAGGAAGGGGUAACUGAAGAAGAAAGGAAGGAAUAGGCGAUGAAAAACAGAGGAAAGUCAAUGAAGGGGAGACAAGGAGGAUGGCAGCCACACACAGCGGCCGCUUCAUCCACCUGACCGCUGACAACGUAGGUGCCUGGAGGGACUACACCAGACAGUGUGUUCAACUCUUGGAUGUCAACAGAAGCAUUUUAGACUCUUAUGUUUUGGAUUUCUUCACUGAAGAUCUGUGGUCUCGGUUGAAUCCAAAGUGGAGAGCUGUCCUUGACAAAUUCAGUCCAUGUGACCUGGCUUCAUUUAUUGAAAACGGUGCUCAUGUCAAGCAGGACAGCCCUUGGCCCUUGUCCCUGCUGGCCUUCCGUGCUGCAUCACACACCCUCUCCCUCCCCCGAAGAGCUGUGUCCUCAGCAGACCCUUUGCUUGACUACCUCAAUCAGCAGGUCCAUACAGACAGCAGUAAGCCUGCUAAGACAGAGAACAAUGUAAAGUCUUGUUAUGGAGAGAGCACAUCAGCACCUGAAUGCAACUUCAAGUCUCAUUAUGAUGGAAAUACAAUGGCACCUUGCUGUCAGAGUGAUGAUAAUGCUGAAGGUGCAUUUAAUGUCUCUCCUGUAGAGCAAGUGUCAGCUUCGUGGGGAGAUGCUGAUUCUGAACUGAGUGCAGCUGCUGGACAACACAAGUUGUUGCAGCAUGUGUUUCGUCGACACCUGAAGCCCAAGAAGCAGCAUGAGGUGGCUCGCCUGGCCAUCGUGGCAGGACAGGUGGCUCGUGCUGCCUGCAGUGGUGUUAUGGUGGACGUGGGCUCAGGGCAGGGCCACCUCUCAAGACUCCUUGCUUACGGCCACAACGUGAGAGUUGUCAGCCUUGAAGCAGAGGACAAAUUCAUUGAAGGAGCCCGGAAGUUUGAUGAUCAGCUGGAGAAGGCUGUGACAAAGAUGUCACAAAGACAGGCCAGCUUACCCCCCCUUCCCCCCGGCCCACGUCACGCUGUCUGUCACCUCCAAGCCAACAUGGACCCACUUGCCUUCACAAAGGUCAUCACGGAGGUGUGGCCGGAUCUCAAGUCAAGAGGAGAGGUGUGUGGCCUCCUGGGCCUGCACACCUGUGGAGACUUGGCACCAACCUUACUCAGGAUUUAUGCCAACAUGUCAGCUUGCCGUGGUGUGGUGUCUGUUGGCUGCUGCUACAUGAAGCUCAGCACUAGCAGUGAAGAGGUGGAGGGUCCUGGCUAUCCUAUGAGCAAUUCUGUCAAGCACCUCAGUGGCCAUGCCCUGAGCUAUGAGGCACGGGAGGUGGCCUGUCAUGCUGUGGAGAUGUACACUGACCGUCUUUCCCUCGGAGCAGAAAAUUUGAAGGUCCACUGCUAUCGUGCGUGCUUGGAGCAGAUCCUGGUGAGGCGCUGGCCACACCACCGCCAUGCCGGCCUCCGCUCCGUGAACAACGCUCACCUCAUGGACUUUCCCAGCUACGCCAAGGCAGCUAUUACUCGGCUGCCAAACGUGUCGCUUCUUGAGGAAGAUUUGACGAGUGAGCAAACUCUUCAUAAUCUCGCAAGGUGGCAGCAGGUUGUUGUGUAUUACUCUCUCAGACUACUGUUGGCACCAGUGGUGGAGUCUGUAGUGCUCCUGGACAGACUCUUGUUCCUGUUUGAGAAUGGGCUGGAGAGUGUUCUGUUUCCUGCUUUUGACCCAAACUUGUCUCCAAGAAAUCAUGUUCUUGUCUCCGUCAAACCAAGUAAUAAAUUAUGACAGUGGA
Eriocheir sinensis (Chinese mitten crab) is the source of this 1816-nucleotide messenger RNA. Its product is annotated as methyltransferase-like protein 25B. The transcript is spliced from 12 exons. The record is from RefSeq and is a predicted model, not a curated record. Lineage: Eukaryota; Metazoa; Arthropoda; Malacostraca; Decapoda; Varunidae. Bases 142 to 1809 code for a protein of 555 amino acids.